GACGCUGGGUCCCUCCGGCGCCAGGCUCGGGUGGAGCGCUGGGAAGGACUGGGAAGGACUGGGAAGGCGCUGGGCCGUGCUGGGAGCCCGGCGGGGGGGACCGGCCUGUGCCGGGGGGACGGGGAUGCUGCUGGGCUCUACUGGGAAGGGCUGGGUGGCUUCAGUCGGUUGUUCCAGAGGCUCAUACUGGUGUGUGGCGGUGAACUCUGGUUCCUACUGGUUUCUAAUGGCUUGUACUGGUCUGUAUCCGUUUGUACGCCCUUCUACUGGCCCAUCCCAGUCUUACUGGCCGUACUGGGAAGGGCCUGAAGGCUUUAACGGCCCAUUCUGGAAGAUCCUACUGGCCUGUGGUGGUCCGUACUGGUUUCUGCGCUCUUACGCUGCUCUGUGCGGGUCUUUACUGGUCCAUACUGGUCGUCAGUAAGCUAUACUGGUCCAUACUGGUCUUCCUGGUUGCACCAGAAAAGGUCUGGAGGCUUUAACGGGUCAUUCCGGAAGGUCUUAAAGGUUCGUGGUGGUUCCUACUGGUGUCUUCUGUCUUCCACUGGUCCAUGCCAGGCUUUAAUGAAUUCUACUGGUCCAUGUUGUUCUUACUGGUCAUACUGGGAAGGGCCUGGAUGCAUUAAUGGGCCGGGCCGUUCCAGAAGGCCUUAUCAGCUCGUGGUGGUUCCUACUGGUUUCUGCUCUGCUCCACGGGUCCGUGCUGGUCCCGAAUGCACUGUACUGGGCCAUACUGGUCACAAUGGGCAAAGUUUGCAGGCUUUAAUGGACCAAUCCAGAAGGUCUUAGUAGUUCGUGGUGGUUUCUACUGGUUUCUGCUGUCUUCUGCUGGUCCAUGCUGGUCUUUAAUGAGCUGUGCAGGUCCAUAGUGGUCUUACUGGUCGUACUGGGAAGGGUCUGGAGGCAUUAAUGGGCCAUUCUGGAAGGUCUUAGGGUUCGUGGUGGUUCCUGUUGGUUUCCGAUCUCUUCUGCUGGCCCAUGCUGGUCUUUAUGGGUCCCUGCCAGUCUUUAACGAGCUGUACUGGCCCAUACUGGUCUUACUGGUCAUACUGGGAGGAGCCUGGAGGCACUAACGGGCCAUUCCAGAAGAUCGACUGGUCCCUGGUGGCCCGUAGCACCUCUGACCGUCUCCUGGUGGUCUGUACUGGUCCAGACUGGUCUCUGCGGUGCCCCGCAGGCGAUGCCGGACGCCGACCCCCGCCUGGACCCGGGCCGCUGGGCGGCCGCCAGCUUCCGCCCGCGGGGGGCACCCCCCGCCCCUGCCCCCCGCCCCCGCCGGGGCUUCUGGCGCCGCCUGGGCGGCUGCUGUGGCUGCUGCGGCUGCUGCCGCCGCGGCACCGAGGACUGGGAGCCCCCGCCUGGAGAAGUCCCGGGGCACCGGCCCCCCCAGCCCCUGCGACCAGGCCAGCUGGCGCCCCGGGGGCUCGUGGUGGGCUCGGCGGCCGAUCGCGUGGCUCACCACACCUCUGAAUUCGCCUGCCCCCGCCUCGUGGUGCGCCGGGGGCAGCCCUUCCGCCUGCGCGUCCUCCUGCCCCGGCCCUUCGACCCCGCGGACGACGGCCUCUGCGUGGAGCUCACCCUCGGCCCCAACCCGCAGGUGGCAAAGGGCACCCACGUCCUCAUCCCAUUGGGCGAGAGCUCGGCCACCGGUUGGACGGCCGAGGAAGAGGAGCUAGAAGAAGGGGCGGAGCGUCCCGGAGGCCCCGCCCUCAACCUCUGCCUCACGGCCCCGCCCAACGCGCCCAUCGGCCGCUACCGCCUCAGCGUCAAGACGCGCACGGGGGCGGGGGAGUACGCGGCCCCCUUCGACGACGCCAACGACUUCUUCCUCCUCUUCAACCCCUGGUGCCCGGACGACCACGUCUACAUGGAGAAAACGAGCGACCUGAACGAGUACGUCCUGAACGAGACGGGGCGCAUCUUCUACGGCACCGAGGACCAGAUCGCCGAGCGCGCCUGGAACUACGGGCAGUUCGACGCAGGGGUGCUUGAAGCGUGCUUGUACAUCCUGGACCGCCGGGGGAUGCCCCACAGCGCCCGGGGGGACCCCGUCAUGGUCUCCCGCGUCGUCUCCGCCAUGGUGAACUCGCUGGACGACAACGGGGUGCUGGUGGGCAACUGGACGGGCGACUACGCCCAGGGCACCAACCCCUCGUCCUGGGCCGGCUCCGUCGACAUCCUCCGCUCGUACCACAGCGCCGGCGCCCCCGUGCGCUACGGCCAGUGCUGGGUCUUCGCCGGCGUCAUGACCACCGUGCUGCGGUGCCUGGGCUUCCCCACCCGCACCGUCACCAACUACAACUCGGCCCACGACACCGACGUCUCGCUCACCACCGACAUCUACUUCGACGAGAACAUGCGGCCCCUGGAGCGCCUCAACACCGACUCCGUCUGGAACUUCCACGUGUGGAACGACUGCUGGAUGAAGCGCCCCGACCUCCCCGACGGCUACGACGGGUGGCAGGUGGUCGACGCCACCCCCCAGGAGACCAGCAGCGGUAACGGGCUCCUGCUGGUCCGUGCUGGGAGGCACCGGGAGGAGGCCUGGGGGCCGCCGGGGGCCGGUGGGCUGCGGGAGGGGGAAGCGCCGCCGCGGGGGCGCGGGGGGCUCGUGCUGGCCCGCCCUGGUCCUCACCGGCCCGUGCCGGUGGCCAGGGCUGUUCUGCUGCGGGCCGUGCUCGGUGACGGCGGUGAAGAACGGCGAGGUCUUCCUCAAGUACGACACCCCCUUCGUCUUCGCGGAGGUAGGGGGCGGGGCCUCCGGGCGGGGCCUCCGGGCGGGGCGGUGGGCGUGGCCCGCUGUAACGAGGGGGCGGGCCCUCAGGUGAACAGCGACAAGGUCUACUGGCAGCGGCAGCCCAACGGCGCCUUCGCCGUGGUGCACGUGGAGGAGGGCGCCAUCGGGCGCCGCAUCAGCACCCUGGGGGCGGGGUCCGGCGCCCGGCUGGACGUCACCCACCAGUACAAGCACCCCGAGGGCUCGGAGGAGGAGCGCCGCGCCGUCUCCACCGCCACCUCCCACGGCUCCCGCCCCCGCACCCAGGGGACCCCCUCCUUGGGGGAGGUGACGGUGACGGUGGGGGCGGGGCCGGCGGUGGCGGGGGCGGAGCUGGAGCUGCGGGCGGUGGCCCGGAACGACGGGGUGGAGCCUCGCACGCUCCGCCUCCGCCUCUCCCUCUGCGCCGUGCGCUACACCGGCAUCGCCGGGGCGCCGUUCCGGCAGGAGCAGCACCGGCGCGCCGUGCCGCCGGGGCAGGAGGAGACGGUGACGAUGACGGUGGCCUACGCCGAGUACGGGCCGCACGUGGGCGACCAGGACGCCCUGAAGCUGACGGUGGCCGGGGCCGUGGAGGAGACGGGGCAAGUGGUGGCCAAGGAGCUGCGGGUCCGGCUGCACGCGCCCGAGCUCACCCUCACGCUGCUGGCGCCGGCCGUGGUGGGGGAGGAGACCCCGGUGCAGGUGGUUUUCCAGAACCCGCUUCCCGACACGCUGAGCGGGGCCACCCUGCGCAUGGAGGGCGCGGGCAUCUCCUGCCCCAAGGCCCUGCGGCUGGGGUCGGUGGGGCCGGGGCAGACGGUGCGGCUGCGCCAGGCCGUGCUCCCGCUGCGCCCCGGCCGCCGGCGCCUGGUGGCCGCCCUCGAGAGCCCCCGCCUGGGGCCGCUGCACGGGACCCUCCAGUUCGACGUCGCCCCCGCCCCAGCCGGGGCCGCCGGCAGCACCGGGAGCCCCCCCCGGCGCCCGCGCCGCGCCCGCCGCCGCGCCCCCCCGCCGGCCGGCAGCACCGGGGGGUGACGGGGGGCGCUGGGAGGGCGGGGGGGGGGUACUGGGGGCGCUGGGAGGGUGACGGGGGGCGCUGGGAGGGCGGGG
Phalacrocorax carbo (great cormorant) is the source of this 3868-nucleotide messenger RNA. The record is from RefSeq and is a predicted model, not a curated record. NCBI's taxonomy places the organism in Eukaryota, Metazoa, Chordata, Aves, Suliformes, Phalacrocoracidae.